This is a messenger RNA of Thelazia callipaeda (thelaziosis nematode), 402 nucleotides long. The record is from the annotation of a GenBank genome assembly. NCBI's taxonomy places the organism in Eukaryota, Metazoa, Nematoda, Chromadorea, Rhabditida, Thelaziidae.
AUGUGUAAACAUUUCGGAUUGGUAAGUAACGCUGAUCACGUUACUGGAUCAUUGCAUGUAUUUGUACCAGGUCGGCAUCCGGAUUUUGUUUUCUCUUCACAAGAACGGGUAGGAAAUUCCAAAUUGCAAGUUGGCGAUUUUGUAUCUUUCGUUGAAGUUGGUGGUGUUAUCAAAUCGCUUUCUAGGAUUGAUGAUGUUUUCGAAAAACGUCAUAAGAAUGGUGUUUUGCAGGUAAAAGUCUCUGUAGCUUUCCCACCAGAAUGCACUCAUCCGGAAACUGGUUUGAUGUCAGGAAUGCUUGCGUGGUCUCCUGAUUUCGCGUUCAUAGGAUGCCUUGAUAUUUGUGUUUCUGAUUAUAAUUCUAACCAAAUGUACAUGGCUUGGAUUCAGAGGUGUGUUUAA